CCCGCGUAUUCUUGAUUCUUGAAAUAAAGUUGGCGGAUUUAUUGUUUCAGUGAACUUAGUUAUCUUUACUUAAAUCUAAUUACAAGUUUACAAAGAAUCGUAAACAAUGCAGGCUUAAAUGAAAUAUGAAAGUGAAAAUUUAAGUUAUAUAAAGAAUGUCUAACGUUUGUUGAGGAUUACAAUUACUUGGUAAAGCUCAUCAUGGAUUUAAACGCGGAUAGCUCCGAUGACGAAUCCUUUUCCAUCUCUCGCUCCAAUUUGAAUGCCGACAGUUCUGACGAUGAAUCUGCUCCUGUUCCCUUAUCUCGGAGCAAAUCUACCUCAGCUAGUCCUGAACCUGAACCAACCAAGAAGAAAACAGGACGAGUUAUAGAUAGCUCCGAUGAGGAUGAUGACAACAAUGAUAGAAAUGAUGACAAAGUUAGGAAACCUGAAAAUUUCUCCGAUGAUUCAGACGAGGAGAAAGAAAACUCCAACAACACUAGUGUUAGGAAGAAGAAGAUUGCAAAAACCUUCCUUGGCUCCGACAGUGAGGAUGAGAAUGUUGUUAAAGAAACUCAGAACAAAUCGAACUCCAACCUACUCAAGGACCGGAGUCUCUACGACGCUGAUUCCAGCGAUGAAGAGGCUUCGAAACCUAAGAACAAUUCCAGCGACGACGAAGAUGCUCCGACUCAUCGAGGAUCGGACUCCGAGAACUCCGGGAAUUCAGACAACGAAGGUUUAAAUGUAAAACAUAUUAAGUCUAAAAAAGAGAAACAUGAUCGGAAGUCUAAAUCCAGUGCAAUGAGUGAAAUAAGAUCCGAGUCCCAACGAUUGCUCCGGGAGAGCACGGUCGGACUACCAUACCAUCGCCCUAAGCAGAGAACCCUGGAGGAGUUUCUGAACCGUAAGAAAGGAACUCCGGAGAUUGUUCAAUCCAUUAAACUUCAACAUUUUACAGAGAAGGAUGAGAAACUUCUCCAGGAACGACAGAAACAACUUGAAGAGUUUUAUAAGAGUGAUGAGGAAGAACAUGAAGAAGAUGAAGAUGACGCGGAUUUUAAACUCGAAGAUGAGCCAUUGAAUGUGGAUGAGCCAAGGAAUGAGGACGAGCAAAUGUAUGAGGAUGAGACAAAUAUUGCGGACGCGCCGCUGAAAAAGGUUGAACUAGUUCCGGCUGAAGAUUUGGUGCCUACCGAAAGAAUGGUUUCUUCGGAAAGUUCGGCUCUAGUCGAAAAUAUUUCGUCCGAAAGUCUUGAGAAACCUAUGGAUGCUAUUAUCACUCCACGAGUAACUUCAGAUGCUAACCUAGUCAGUGAUAACCUUUCCGAAAACCUUGACCGAGAAAAUAUGCACGAUGAAAGUUCUAAGAUCCUUUCAAAUUCGGAAUCUCUAUCUGACCUUGCAACUGAAACUGAACCUGAAGUAGAGAAACUACCGGAGAGUUUAGAUCUAGUAUUAGAUGAUACAUCGGAGAUCUGUUCUUCACAACUCAAUGUGAGUAAACCAUUGGAUCGCAGAUUACAAAAGCUUGAAGCUCUCAAGAAGCAGAUUGAUCCUAGUUUACUAGAGAAGACGCUCAACCUAACUCCUAAACUUGGAGGAAACGAUGACGAUGAAAUGUUCUCCCCUAAACACGAUUUGUCUAUCGGAGCAACUAAAUUGUUAAACAGGUUUGUGACGCAUGCUAAUGCCUCAGGCCCGCCGAUUCAUCUUAGAGACUGUAUGAAUAGAGAGGAGUUAAACAUAGUCACGAAGAAAACUAAUGCUGAUGGUACUGAAGUACUAGAGACAGAAAACUUGAAGUAUAACAGAAAAACUGGACCUGCUCAAAAACCUAUACACAUGUCAUUCUUCACACUAAAAGAAAAACUUAAACAGGAAAUGUUAGCGAAGAGACGCGAGGAGCGUCGAAAGAAAGAGGAGUUUACGAAACUAAAUAACGAGGAAAUUGCCGAUUUGCCGGACGAGGAAGAAGUGGAAGACGAUUUCAAUUUUGAGGAUGAGGAGGAGAAGCGUGAGUAUGACGAGGACGAAUCUGAAGGAGAAUCUGAACCCGAGGAGAAUGAUGUAAACAUCAAAGAGAAGAAGACUAAGCGAGGAUUAUUUUGUGACGACGAAGCUGAAGAAUCUGGGGACGAGGACAGAGAUGACGAGAAUGAUGAAAAUGAGGAUGAUGAUGAAGAAGACCAGGAGAGUGAUACUGAAUCUCUAAACCUUGUACAGGAGGAGGAGGAUGAAGAUGAGGAAGAGACCAAACCUAAAGUAUCCAAGAAAAAGAAAGGAUUCAAAAAGAUUAAAAACGCCGAGUUUUUGUCUGACGAAUCUAAUUCUAAUCAGAUAACCCCAGGCACUGUAAACCUGUCCGAGCUUGAGACUCCAAACAAUGACACAUGCUCCGUUAAAUCUAUGGCUAGCUCUGCAUCCAGUUUUGCCUUUAACUCUGCUCCACGGUGGACUCCUUACAAGGAUCGGAUAAACUCCGAGGGUGUAGAGUUCUCAGAGGCGGAGAAAAACCUUCCAACGAGUGCAAGCCCUACCUCGUCCCAGAUGGCUAAAAAGAAACUAGGGUUCGAAGGGUUGUUUGAUGCUACAGAUCCAGAAGUAGAAGAUAUUGAUGAUAUUGUUGGAUUAUGUUCGGGAAAGUUCGCUACACAAGCAGUAGCUCCCAUCUCACAGUUAACUCAGGAUACACCGGUUCACAGGGUAGACCCGGAGUCUCAGGAUACAAGGAACCCAUCCCAUGGUUUAGAGAGUCAGGAUACUGUAAUCCUCACAGGAAAGAUGUUAUCGGUCGGAACUAGUAGAUUAGAUCAACUUCUAGGCUUGGACAGUCAGGAUGUCGAGGAUAGGUCUCAGACUGGACCUGAUAUCUGUCCUAGUGAUGAUGAAGAGCUUGCUCCAGGUUUUAUGGAGGAUGAUCUCGGAGCAGGACGGAUCCUAGACAGUGAUGAGGAGACAGAUUUGGUUAGAUCUAAGAAGAGAAAAAGACGUGUUAUUAGUGAUGAUGAAAGUGAGAAUGAGGAUGAGGAGGAAGAAAAGGGUGAAGAUGAAGAGGAAAUGGAAAUGGAGAAACCUGUCAAAUCUAAAGGAAUGUUUGAUAAGAAAGGUCGGUUGAGGAAGGAUUUCUUUGAGAAUGAGGCUGAAUUGUCGGGUAGUGAGGAUGAACUCUCCGAGGACGAGGAUGAGAAGGGGUUGGACAGGUUAGAAUUGGAGGAAGGAGAUUUUGAUGAAAUUGAUGAAGAAUUGGAAAGAGAUAAGGUUGGACGAAUUCAUCAGAAGGUUCUCCUGGAUGCAGAUCAAGCAGAGAUAAAACUGUUCCAAGAAAGGUUUUUGGAGGACGGAGAUCUUCACACAGAUUACAAGAGGCAGAGGCAAUUUAAAUGGAAGGGUUUAGAUGAAGGUCUUGAACUAGAGAGACGAGACAGUGAUGGAGAGGAGGAGGAUGAGGAGGUUGGUACUGCCGAGGAACAGUGGAGAUUACAGAGAUUGGAACGGGAGAAAUGGAUGAAAGAAAACGGUACUAAUCAGCGGCCGGGAAAUCUAGGAGAAGAAUCCCAAUUUUUCAAGUUGGCUCAAAGAGCAAUGAAGAAGAUAUCUAGUGGGGAGCGGACUCCUGAAAGUAUAGAAAUUAAAACGAUGACUCGAAGUUCAAGUCUCGAGGUUCGAAACGGACCUCUUCAACCUCUUCAAGCACUGAAUCGAGAUCCAAGAAGUUCUUUCCUGGCUCGUGGGCAAACUUCAAUAGAACAGAUGGCAGUGUUUAACAAGAAAACUGAUGACAGGACGGGAACAGGAGCUAAGAAAAGUGCGCGGAACUUUGUGUUUGCUGCCAUCAGUCCGGAGAAAGAGUCUGCUCCGGAGCAGAUAGAACCCAACCCUGUUAAAUCCAAGAAACCUCCUCCAGCUAAAAAACAGAAACUGGAAAGAUCCUUGGUGGCGGAUAAUAGACCUUCCAUUUUCAACCUUCUCUGAUUUCUCUGAUUAUUUCAACGAUUUUGUAGAAAUGAGUGAAAAAAGACUGUACAAAAAAUUAGAUUUGAAUUUAUUAUGUCGACCCUGAAAAAUGUUUAUUAUCGUGAAUACAUUAAUUAGUAUAAAUUAUUGAAUAUAUGUAAACAUAAUAUAAGUUGUGAACAAGUUAUGAAAGUGAAAUGCAUUUUGUGAUUAAUUGAUUGCUAUGAAGACGACAGUUAUGAAGGUUUCGUAAGCUUGCACAAUAUUUGCGCAUACAAAUGAGAACAUCUUUCCUAAAUUUUGAUGGAUCCGAGAUCGCUGGAAAAAAGUUUAACUCUGCCACUUAUAGUCCUGAUUUAUUUAUGAUUUUCAUUUAUUUAUCUGAAUAUUUCCUGUAUCUCGACUGUGGAAUUUCAUAACGUCGACCUAUGCAUGUAAUUACUUUAGCAAAAAUAAAAUCCUCUUUUGCCAACUCCGCAAUCUUUCAG
This is a messenger RNA of Eurytemora carolleeae, 4427 nucleotides long. RefSeq names its product claspin. Lineage: Eukaryota; Metazoa; Arthropoda; Copepoda; Calanoida; Temoridae. The transcript has 10 exons. Gene Ontology annotation, molecular function: anaphase-promoting complex binding. Gene Ontology annotation, biological process: activation of protein kinase activity; mitotic G2 DNA damage checkpoint signaling; mitotic DNA replication checkpoint signaling. The record is from RefSeq and is a predicted model, not a curated record. The coding region runs from base 202 to 3957 and encodes 1251 amino acids.